Molecule: messenger RNA, 1098 nt
Organism: Lachancea sp. 'fantastica'
Lineage: Eukaryota; Fungi; Ascomycota; Saccharomycetes; Saccharomycetales; Saccharomycetaceae
Source: the annotation of a GenBank genome assembly
AUGAUUGGUUCCAGAAUGAGAAUGCUGGCCGCUAGACAAUACCAUAUUUCUGCCAAAGACAGCGCAAGCAAAGUGUCCACUUUGGCUGUCAGAGUUCACGGUGGUUCUCGUUACGCUGGGAAAGACGGUGUGGCGCAUUUGCUGUCGAGAUUUAACUUCCACAACACUGGCAACAAGUCAGCGUUGCGUUUGGUGCGUGAAUCAGAGCUUCUAGGAGGCCGUUUUGAGUCUAGUGUGGACCGUGAGUUCAUCACGCUCAAGGCUACGUUCUUGAAGGAGGAUUUGCCAUACUACGUGUCGGCUUUGGGUGACGUGGUUUACAAGACUUCCUUCAGACCCCACGAGCUACCGGAAUCUGUGCUUCCAGCAGCCAGAUACGAUUUGGCGCAGGCCGAAGCGUGUCCUAUCAAAACCUCCGAAAACUUGCUGUACAGCAUUGUCUUCCGUAAUGACCUCGGUAACGCUGUGCUCUACGACGGUGUGCAAAAAGUGACGCUUGACGACAUCAAGGCGUACGCUGACAAGGUCUACACCCGCGACAACAUCGAGAUUUCGGGCCAGGGUGUCAACGAGGCCGACCUCAAGCGUUUUGUCAACGACUCGUUGUUCGCGUCGUUGCCCCAGGGCACUUCAUUGGCCAAGGAAAGCGCCCCACAAACUUACACCGGUGAGACCCGUCUGAGAUCCAGCGAGGGCGAGUCUGUCGCGGCCAUUGCCGUGCCAGUCGCCAAGUCCGAUUUUGCUACCUACGAAGUGUUGGCCACCUACUUGUCGUCCGCUUUGUCGGAUCUUUCGCCAUUGAUCUCCAAGGUCAAGUUCGACUCUUACUCGAACGCCGGUUUGUUCUCGCUCUACGUGAAGGGUGCUGACGCCGCUGCUGUUUCCGACAACAUCAAGAAGGUUGUUUCCUCUUUGAAGAAGUCUCAGGACAUUUCUGCUGCCAAGGACGCCACUGUCUUGCGUUUGGCCUUGAAGAACGAGACCGAGCCUUUUGCGCAGACCGUGUCUCUAGACAAGGUCAAGGACUUCAAACUGGGCAAAUUCAGCUACGCUGCCGUUGGUGACGUGAGCAACUUGCCCUUCGCCGACCAGUUGUAA